AUGAAGCCAUCUGAUGAGCACAGGCCGACAAAUUUAAUGAGAGCCAAAGAACGGCGUCAGUCCAUUCGCGUGUUAAUAACUGAUCAGUUUGUGGAACCCGAGAAAAAGCGACGGUUGAAAAACACAUGUCGAACCAUCAACAAGUUCUUCUUCUCGCAUCUGGGACUUCUUCUGCUGCUUGUUGUCUACCUGUUAGCGGGAGCCCAAACUUUCCACAUGCUGGAGAGCGAGGCGGCACAAUCGGAAAAAUCUGUCCUGUCUGAAACGCGGAAAACAAUGCUGGAAAUUCUCUGGAAUGAAACGUCAUCGGGAUACGAAGAAUGGAAAAAACAGGCUGAUAUAUGGACGGAUAAAUUCAAGCAUGACGUCGCACACAAUGAGAACCACGGACUAGAAGCUACGGGUCUACCUAUUGAGAGUCAUUGGACUAUUCUGGGAUCAAUGAUUGUUUGUGUUACUAUUAUCACAACUAUCGGUUAUGGUCAUGUGACCCCUGAGACCAUCGGAGGGCGAAUAUUCUGCAUGUUCUACGCUUUAGUCGGGGUACCUCUGUGUUUUGUAGUUUUGGCUGACAUUGGAAAACUGCUCGCCAGAUCAUUGAAGUCGGUAUGUAUGAAAGUCGACGUAUAUCUGUCUAAUAAAUCGGCUGAUCGUCGCCGACGCUCCAGCAAAAUACGCAAUUCCUCCAAACACUUGGAUGUCUCACGUCUUGCGUAUUAUGGUGUCUGUGAUGAAGAACGCGAAGCGAUUAAUUGCAAGAAAAAAAAACGGUCAAAACCGAUGUCUGAAUCAAGGCGCAAAUCAAACGUCAACGGAGGAAAUAUAAACCGUUUAAGAACAGCACGUUCUAAAGUUGGUAUGCGACUGAAUAACUCGACAUGGGACAGUUCAACAGACAUGCUUACACAAACUACACCUGAUAUCACUCGUUCACCUCUGUGUAAUAAUAUUCAGCCAGUAGUAGAAGAAAUAGAUGAAGUAGAUGGAGGCCAUUUUGAGGAAAAUAUACCAUCUUCAACGGAACCGUCUCCUGCUUCUGAAGAUGACGAUGUGAGUGUUAAUGUCAAGAUUCCAAGAGAACUAUUGAAUAAGUUGCGGUUAGAUCUGACAAACGGUCAUAAUGAGACGGGAUAUGGGCGUAGGGACGAAAACGGAGAACUACUUAUUAACGAAGUAAUUUUGGAUUUAUUGCGUCAACACCACCCUGUGAAACACAAGCACAAGCCCCUUUCAUAUUCCCUGUCUUGUCGGGAAAGAGGUUCUCGAAAAUCUUCUAUUGCAACAAACCAGAGACGAUACAGUGCCCCGGAAAACCGGCGUCGCGUGGGUUUUUCUUCGGCAAUUAGUCAGAGUGUCAAUGACAGACAUAACAGUACGUGGAAAAGUGAACUAUGUUCAAAUGCAUAUAACGUUGAAAGUCCCCGCAGUUCUCUUGCGAGUGACUUCAAAUUCGAGGAAAAAGAUGAUGAAAACAAAAAAAGAGAAGAGGAAAACAAAGAUUAUGAAGUUCCAAUUAUUAUAGUUGUUCUUCUACUGACUCUUAACAAUUUUGCUGGUGCUUUGUUUUUCUACAAAUGGCAGGAAAAUUGGACUUUUUUUCAAGCGUUUUAUUUCACGUUCAUCUCCCUGACAACCAUCGGAUUUGGAGACAUUAUUCCCGUAUUUGGUGGACAUCCAAGUGUCCUUAUAGCUACUGCAAUUUUUCUUCUUUUUGGCCUUUCAUUAGUUUCCAUGACAAUUGCGCUUGCACAGGAACGUUUUUUGAAACAAGCCCAAAAAGUUGCCAAUACAAUAGGAGUGGCAAAAAGAACGAUUAAACGGAGGCAAACUAUACGCCGUACUCGACGACAGGCCCGGAGAAACACCUUGAUGUACGGUAUUGACGGCAAUUUCUAG
Saccoglossus kowalevskii is the source of this 1896-nucleotide messenger RNA. RefSeq names its product uncoordinated protein 58-like. The record is from RefSeq and is a predicted model, not a curated record. NCBI's taxonomy places the organism in Eukaryota, Metazoa, Hemichordata, Enteropneusta, Harrimaniidae.